Molecule: messenger RNA, 657 nt
Organism: Racocetra persica
Lineage: Eukaryota; Fungi; Glomeromycota; Glomeromycetes; Diversisporales; Gigasporaceae
Source: the annotation of a GenBank genome assembly
CUUCAACGAAUCAAAAACCUAUAGUAUUCAAUUCACAAAAUUCUGAUUCAGAUUUAAAUAAUAAAUGGGAAAAUGAAACGGAUCAAUUUGAUAAUGAGAAUGAAAUGGAUUAUUUCGAUGAUGAAAAUGAACUGGAUUAUUCCGAUAAUGCACAGACAGAUAAAUUUGAAAAAAAUAACACAAAUACAGCAGAGCCAUCUUUGCAUACGGAGAUAAUAGAAAAUAUCACACUGUUUCAAGAAUGUAGUAAGUUAUAUGAUACCUCUUUGGAACCAUCGUAUAAUCCAGUACAAUGUUUAUACAAUCCUCCACUUUUGAAAGAAAAUUACGUGAUACAAUGGAUUGUUAUUUGUCAAGUAUUAACAUUCUUAGACAUAUUUCAAUUUCAAAAUUUUCCAAAAAGCCAGCAUUAUGUCGAAAAAAUUAUUGCGCAACCCGAUUCUAUUCUCAAAUAUACACCUUUAGUAAUUUAUCCUUACCAAUCCAUUAUUACAAGAAUUUCAUCAAUAUUAGCAGAUGAAUCAAAUGAACAAUUAAUGGAUUCACCAUUUAAACGGCAACUUUGGAGUGGACAGCUAUUCAAAACUACUCGAUAUCCCAUUGGACGUAUGUUUCGUUGUGCAUUGAUCCAAAUUGUAUGCGAUAUACCAGCUGCAC